CUUGGAUUUCAUUUAUUUUCCUGUUUUAUUCCAAUUCAAAUGCUCAAAUUGAAUGUUUCCUAUCCUAAUAACACAAUCUGAGCUUAGGAGAAUGAUGGGCGACCGAAAAGAUUUUCCAAUCAUCUUCACCUUUGCGGUGGCGACUCUGCUGAGCUGCUGCCAGGCCUCUAGUUCCUUUCUACCCCGCGUCACUCGGACAAGUGAUGCCGUCAUCAUCGACUUUCCUGACGCCCAAAUGGCUUAUUAUCCUGGACCCGUUCCGAUGCCCACAUUCAAUCCUUAUGCAACGAUGCACCGGCAACUACCCAUGUUUUACAACGGAUGGCCCACUUUUAACGGACUUCCUGAUCCCAAUAUGAAGCAGGGAGUACCACCAACUACCACAACAACAACAACAAUGCCAGCACCAGCGACAGCACCAGGGAUCCAGUGCGGCCGUGGACCGACCAGAUUCCCCGUACAUCACCACCACCGGUCGUUGAUUAGCGAAAGAAAGCGUCACGAAACCAACGAAGCCAAAAAGAAUUCCUGGCCGUUCAUGGUACACCUGUCACCUAUUAUGUUGAUUGGCGAACCAUGUAGCGGAGUUUUAAUUAGUGACACCAAAGUUUUGCUGGCGGCCCAGUGCCUGGAACGCAUGCCUUCGAUAUUCCCGAUGAUCUUGACUGUUUUGACUGGGGUGCAUUCGAUUUAUCCAUCGGACGCCCAAAUGACGAGAAGAGUCGCUCGAGCUGUUCUCCACGGCAAAUACAAUGCUGGCAACUACGCCAAUGAUAUCGCUAUCGUAACACUGGACGCGCCCGUGAUAUUUUCCAAGACUGUUGGACCGGUUUGUUUGCCACCGGCCAGUACCGACCCCGACCAAUACUCCGACCUGGAUGCUGUUGCUUUGGGAUGGGGGACAGCUGAACUAGGUUACCCAAGCGCCACCCUUCAACAAGCCACGGUUGGCAUGCUGCCCAAAUAUUUGUGCAGAGAGGAGGAUUACUUUGGAAAAUAUAUUUCAGAGCUGAAUAUCUGCGUUAAUAAAUCCAAUGAUGAAGAAAACCCUCAAUGUGUAUGUGACCUCGGCGGCCCAGUAGUCGUCCAAACGUCGCCAGGGAUUUGGACCGUAAUUGGAAUCAACAGCUUCGCCAAGGAUUGCGGCGUUGGUGGCCUCAAAACCAGAGUGUCGGCGUUCAGGACAUGGAUUGACCAAAACAUUUGAAUUAAAAAAUGAACCACAAGGAUAUGACAACGAUACGAUUACGAAAUUCUAACUCUAACUUGUGUUUUUAUGUAUUUUUAUUCAGUUUCGGCUGACCAAUAUUAAUUUACUUCAUGCCAUGUUA
Molecule: messenger RNA, 1331 nt
Organism: Daphnia pulex (common water flea)
Lineage: Eukaryota; Metazoa; Arthropoda; Branchiopoda; Diplostraca; Daphniidae
Product: chymotrypsin-like elastase family member 2A
Exons: 8
Coding region: 53-1207 (384 amino acids)
Biological process (GO): proteolysis
Molecular function (GO): serine-type endopeptidase activity
Source: RefSeq, a predicted model, not a curated record